This is a messenger RNA of Phyllostomus discolor (pale spear-nosed bat), 2709 nucleotides long. It is a transcript of the gene C2, whose product is annotated as complement C2. NCBI's taxonomy places the organism in Eukaryota, Metazoa, Chordata, Mammalia, Chiroptera, Phyllostomidae. The coding region runs from base 237 to 2492 and encodes 751 amino acids. Gene Ontology annotation, molecular function: serine-type endopeptidase activity. Gene Ontology annotation, cellular component: extracellular region. Gene Ontology annotation, biological process: proteolysis; complement activation. The record is from RefSeq and is a predicted model, not a curated record. The transcript has 18 exons.
UGGACCUACCCUGACUGGAUGGCUAUGUUGGGAUUAGGGUACAAGUGUUGCUCCCUCAGCUCUGUGUCCAGUCCCUGACUGUUUUCUACCAGCAAGAGGCCAUCCCCCUUCCCAGUCCCUAGUUUUCUUUUCUGGCCGCAAGUGAAACAGCUGCUGAGCCAACUCUCCGUUUUGGGAAGUCAGACGACCUUUUCCCUCUCCCACUGGCUGCCUGUUCCUGCCGGAAGCUGGACACCAUGGGCUCACUGAUGGCCCUGCUCUGCCUGCUGCUCCUGUUUCCAGGCUUGGCUGCAGCUGCGCCCUCCUGCCCUCAAAAUGUGAAAAUCUCCGGAGGCAGUUUCACCGUCAGCCAUGGCUGGGACCCUGGGAGUGUCCUCAUCUACUCUUGCCCGCCUGGCCGUUACCCAUCCCCGGCAUACAGACUGUGCUUGAACAACGGACGGUGGCAGACCCCGGGAUCCGCCCCAGGGACAAAGGCAGUCUGCAAACCUGUUCGCUGUCCAGCCCCUGUUUCCUUUGAGAAUGGCAUGUAUACCCCACGGCUGGGGUCCCACCCCGUGGGUGCCAACCUGAGCUUCGAGUGUGAGGAUGGCUUCGUGCUUCGGGGCUCACCCGUGAGGCAGUGUCGCCCCAAUGGCAUGUGGGAUGGGGAGACGGCCGUGUGUGACAAUGGCGCUGGUCACUGCCCCAACCCGGGCAUUUCGGUGGGCUCGGUGCGGACAGGGUCCCGAUUUGGCCUUGGGGACAAGGUCAGCUACCGCUGCUCCUCGAACCUGGUGCUGACAGGGUCUGCAGAGCGGGAAUGCCAGGGCAGUGGGGUCUGGAGUGGAACAGAGCCCAUUUGCCGCCAACCCUACUCUUAUGACUUCCCUGAGGACGUGGCCCCUGUCCUGGGCACCUCCUUGUCCCACCUGCUUGGAUCCACCAAUCCAACCCAGAAGAAGAAGGAAAACGUGGGCCGAAAAAUCCAAAUCCAGCGAUCUGGUCACCUGAACCUCUACUUGCUCCUGGAUGCCUCUCAGAGUGUGAAGGAAGAAGACUUCAGUAUCUUCAAGAACAGCACCACGAUCAUGGUGGACAGGAUCUUUAGCUUUGAGAUCAAUGUGAGUGUCGCCAUCAUCACUUUUGCAUCAAAGCCCAAAAUCAUCAUGUCUGUUCUGCACGACAGCUCCCGGGAUGCGACCGAAGUGAUCUACUAUCUGGAAAACAUCAGCUAUAAAGAUCAUGAAAAUGGAACCGGGACCAACAUCUACGAGGCCCUAAAUAGUGUCUAUAUUAUGAUGAAUAACCAAAUGCAACGCCUCGGCAUGAACACGGUGGCCUGGCAGGAAAUCCGGCACGUCAUCAUCCUUCUGACAGAUGGAAAGUCCAAUAUGGGGGGCUCUCCCAAACGAGCUGUUGACGAUAUCAAAGAGAUCUUGAACAUCAACCAGAAGAGGAACGACUAUCUAGACAUCUACGCCAUUGGGGUGGGCAAGCUGGAUGUGGACUGGAGAGAACUGAAUCAGCUGGGGUCCAAGAAGGACGGCGAGAGGCAUGCCUUCAUUCUGCAGGACACAAAGGCUCUGUACCAGGUCUUUGAGCACAUGCUGGAUGUCUCUCAGCUCACAGACACCAUAUGUGGGGUGGGGAACAUGUCAGCUAAUGCUUCUGCCCAGGAAAGGACACCCUGGCAUGUCACUAUCAAGCCCAGGAGCCUACAAACCUGCCGGGGAUCCCUCAUCUCAGACCAGUGGGUCCUGACAGCUGCUCACUGCUUCCGCAGUGACGACAAGGACCAUUCCCUGUGGAGGGUCAACGUGGGGGAUCCCAACACCCAUUUGGGCAAAGACUUCGAAAUUGAGAGUGUGGUGAUUUCCUCGGGGUUCAACGUCUAUGCCAAGAAACAUCAGGGAAUCCUGGAGUUCUACGGUGAUGACAUUGCCCUGUUGAAGCUGGCCCAGAAAGUAAAGAUGUCCACCCAUGCCAGGCCCAUCUGCCUUCCCUGUACGCUAGAGGCCAAUCUGGCUCUGCGGAAACCCCCAGGCAGCACCUGCCGAGAUCAUGAGAGCUUACUUCUGAACACAGUGAGUGUUCCUGCUCAUUUUGUGGCCUUGAAUGGGGACAAACUGAACGUUAACCUCAAGACAGGGACAGAGUGGACAAGCUGUAUUGAUGUCGUCUCCCAAGAAAAAAACAUGUUCCCCAACUUAACAGACGUCGGGGAAGUGGUGACAGACCAGUUCCUAUGCAGUGGGACUGGGGAAGAUGACAAUCCCUGCAAGGGAGAAUCUGGGGGAGCAGUUUUCCUUGAACGGAAAUACAGGAUUUUUCAGGUGGGCCUGGUGAGCUGGGGCCUCUACAACCCCUGUGGCAACUCUGAUAAAAACUCCCGCAAGAGAGCCCCCACAGGCAAGGUCCCACCGCCUCGUGACUUCCACAUCAAUCUCUUCCGCUUGCAGCCCUGGCUGAGGCAGCACCUGGAAGGCGUCCUGAAUUUUUUGCCCCUCUAAUCAUGCCCACUGACCCCUUUGCUGUCCUGCAGAACCUGCCAUCUCUCCCAUGUCCUACCUCUAAAUUUCUGCCUUCGUACCCCAUGACCCAUUAGUCCAGCCUCCAGGAUCCUGGGACAGUGCCUGGUCCACCCUCUGCUUUAUGUGACUCACUCUCCUUUCACUUUCAUGUGGAAUUUCCCAGUUAUGAAAUUAAUAAAAAUCAGUGAUUUCCACA